Drosophila serrata is the source of this 745-nucleotide messenger RNA. RefSeq lists its product as uncharacterized. The record is from RefSeq and is a predicted model, not a curated record. NCBI's taxonomy places the organism in Eukaryota, Metazoa, Arthropoda, Insecta, Diptera, Drosophilidae.
UUCAAAAUAGUUAAUUUUUCUAUCCCUCGAUAUGGCUGGCGAUCAGUUAAUUGUGUCUCCUUUAAAUCUGAGCUUUCUGGCUCCCAUCUCGCAUUUCCAGAAGCGAAUGAUAACAAUGAUCAAUGCCAGUGACGAGGACGUAUUCUUCCGCAUUCAAAUCGAUAAUGAUACCGAUUACAGUGUGAGUCCAAUGAAAGGCAAGGUGAAAGCUUUCGAUAGCACCGAGUUGACUGUAACUCUAGAGCCAGUUAUUAAGGAUAUUCCUGAAUGCUUCCUGACUGUCAGGAGCAUACCAGUAAAAAAGUUCGCUAAUAUAGAGGAGGAAUGGAACUCAACGAUUGUAAAAAUGGGAUUGAAUUCAAAGAUACCAUUUCUACUUGAAGAUGAACCCAUAAAGAUGUACCUGCAAUCUAAGCCCAAUUGUUCCAAAGAUUGCUCGAAAAAAUCGUCCUGGCUUACGGGCGUUUUAUUUGCUUUAGGGAUUCUUGGUCUUAUUAUGUCUGCCUAUUUCAGUUUCAUCUUGAAGUCUAAGCUCAUCUUUUGAGUGCGAAUCAAUUGAAUUAUGAAUUAUGCAAAUCGAAAUCCGCGCCCCAAGCGGAUUUCUACCAGCCCCCACUAACAGUUACCUAAAUCAAUCAUACGCGCCGUUGGCCUCAUUAGGCAAGCGUUUAGCUCAGCCGCCUCCUGUACGACCUCCUGAUCCCCUCCUUUUUACACUGAGAGAGAGAGGGAUUAAGUCAACUAA